This is a messenger RNA of Triplophysa rosa, 1304 nucleotides long. It is a transcript of the gene fhl2b, whose product is annotated as four and a half LIM domains 2b. NCBI's taxonomy places the organism in Eukaryota, Metazoa, Chordata, Actinopteri, Cypriniformes, Nemacheilidae. The record is from RefSeq and is a predicted model, not a curated record. The transcript is spliced from 5 exons. Gene Ontology annotation, molecular function: transcription coregulator activity. Gene Ontology annotation, cellular component: nucleus; Z disc. Bases 3 to 968 code for a protein of 321 amino acids.
CCAUGUGUCAGCCGGCGAUCCAGUCCGUGUGUCAGCUGGCAUCCAGUCCGUGUGUCAGUCGGCAUCCAGUCCGUGUGUCAGCCAGCAUCCAGUCCGUGUGUCAGCCGGCGAUCCAGUCAGUGUGUCAGCCGGCGAUCCAGUCCGUGUGUCAGCUGGCAUCCAGUCUGUGUGUCAGUCGGCAUCCAGUCCGUGUGUCAGCCAGCAUCCAGUCCGUGUGUCAGCCGGCAUCCAGUCCGUGUGUCAACCGGCAAUCCAGUCCAUGUGUCAGCCGGCAUCCAGUCCAGGAUCUGUCUUACAAGGAUCGUCACUGGCAUGAUGAAUGCUUCCACUGCUUCAAAUGUCCUCGUUCUCUGGUGGACAAGCCAUUUUCAACCAAGGAUGAGCAGCUACUGUGCACUGAGUGUUACUCUAAUGAGUAUUCCUCGAAAUGCUAUGAGUGCAAGAAGACAAUUAUGCCAGGCUCCAGAAAGAUGGAGCAUAAGGGGAACAGCUGGCACGAGACCUGCUUUACCUGCCAGCGCUGCCAGCAACCCAUUGGUACCAAAAGCUUCAUUCCUAAGGAAAACACUAACUACUGCGUGCCUUGCUAUGAAAAGCAGUUUGCACUGCAGUGUGUGCAUUGCAAGAAGCCAAUCACCACUGGGGGCGUGACCUACCAUGACCAGCCGUGGCAUAAGAACUGUUUCCUGUGCACUGGCUGUAAGCAGCAGUUGUCUGGCCAGCGUUUUACCUCUUGUGAUGACUUUGCCUACUGCCUCAACUGUUUCUGCAACCUGUAUGCUAAGAAGUGUGCUGCCUGCACCACCCCUAUUAGUGGCUUAGGAGGUAGCAAAUACAUCUCCUUUGAAGAGAGACAGUGGCACAAUGACUGCUUUAACUGCAAGAAAUGCUCAAUGUCCCUGGUGGGUCGUGGGUUCCUGACUGAGAGAGAUGACAUUCUGUGCCCUGACUGUGUCAAAGACAUCUGAUCACACAACGCAUUUCCUAACCUUUAACUCUUCUAUCGAAGUUCCAGCUUUAAUUUUUGUCUAAUAAAGGGUUUAUAUACAUAAUAAGUUUUAAAGGGGCUUUCUGUGCAUGCCAGGGUCUAUUAUCAUAAAAAUGUGUAAUAUUAUCUCAGAAAAAAAUGUUUUUUGAACUCUUAAUUUAGAGUUAGUUCAUUGUGAAUGUAAAAUCAAAAGAUUUGGCAAUUUACAUUAUUUGCUUGUUUAUUUUUUUCAUGCUAAUAUUUGUUUUGAAUCAAUUGUAUUUGUCAUUUAUAUCGUUAACAUGUAUUUUCUUCAGCUCCUAAUAAACUCAUUGAA